AUUUUUAGCACUUGUUUCAAAUAAUGAGAGAUCAAUGGUGAAAAUAAGAUUCAUAAAGUAGAUAUUAAUCACGUUUACACUAUUACUUUCAGUUUACUUUUAUAAUAGUAAACACUUAUAAAUGUGGAAUAUAGACUUCGCCAAUAAAUUUUCCAUUAAAUAUAUAGUUGAAUAGGGUAAAAAUGAUCUUUUAUAUCGUAUAAUGAAUGGUAAAUUGAUGUUUGACAGUGAAUCAGCCCCAGGUGGACCAUCUGGAAGACAAGUAUCACAAUCAUCACAAUACAUAUCUAAAUUAACUGGUCACAAUUUCGAUGUAGACUUUGCACAAAAAUUAAGAAUGCAAAAACAUAACAAUCAAUUGGCUUCGUUACAAAAAAUAAAUUAUCCUCAACAACAGCAUUCAUUCGAUUCACAUCAGUACGAUAAACGUUAUCCUUUACAACUUAUCUCUGGACAGUUAGAAUUAAAACAUAAUUAUUCGGAUUCUGAUGAACCGUCUAGUUUUUAUCAACCAAUACCAUCAAAACAACAUUAUUAUUCAUCAUAUCGUCGAUUUAAAACAUGUGAUCGUUUGCCAAAACAUAAACACUUUGAAAAUUCAUUUCAUCCAAAGCCGUUGAAUUCUAAUAUAUUUAUGUCACAUACUGAUCAUCACCUAUCUAGUACGCCAACAGUAGCUGGACUUAGUGAAUUACAAACAGACAAUAAAACAAUGUCUUUAACAACACCAUCAGCACAAAUGCCUACUACUUUGUCUCUCCCACUUCAAAUUUCGCGUGAAACAGCAUUUAAGCCGAUAAAUCAUAAAACUUUUGAUAGAAAUGCAUCCUCCUCUUCUUCUCAGUCUAUUCAUGAAUGUAACAGUGAAAGUUACGUCAUCGCUAAUGUCAACAAUGAAGUAGGUCAUAGUAGUAAUAACGUAAAAAUAAAUUCCACACCGAAUUUAUUAGAUUAUAUCAACACAAUUAAUUCUUCUGUUAGCAGUUACAAGUAUAAUAAUCCAUUGAUCUAUGCACAACAACAGUUCCACUUACAACAACUUAAACAGUUUCAACAACGUGACAUACCAAAUCAUGGUGAUAAUAGAUUACCGACAACUGGAAAAAACUGUACCACAAGAAGUAUGGAAGAACUUUUGAAGCGACAAAAAAAGCUAGAUCAUCUUCAAUAUUGUCUUCAAAGAUAUGAAAUAGAACGUGAAGAAGCUGGACAAGCAAUACGUAGAAUAGAAGAACGUAUGCAAGAAUUAGAAGCUAGAGCAUCGGAUCUAUUAGAAUAUGAUAUUUCUAAAAACUUAACUAAUAAUACACUAAAUCCUUUACAACAACAAUGGGGAAAUCUUACAACUAAUAUUAAUAAAGCUUGUAAUCAAAGUGAACAAUUUACAACGGAUGAUCUUGAAUAUCAAUACAUACGUUGGUUAAAAAGUAUUGAAGAUUCAGCAAACACUUUAAAGCCUACUGAAUUAGAUGAAAAUCUUACUAAUAUAUUUACUCAAAAUAAUUACAUGUACAUAGAAUCAUCAACAAAUGAUGAAAAUGACAUUUCUAAACAUCAGACCAAAUCACAAUGUUCAACAGAACACAGUUUUAAUCCUAUCGCCUUACCUAAUGUAAACAAUACAUCAUCAUUAAAAACAUCUACACAAGUAGAUGAUAAUAAUAAUAACAGUUCAUCGGAGAGUAAACGAAAUUUAUUAUUGGAACAUUUAAUGAUUCAGAGACAGAGACUGGCUACCGCGGACGCUUCAGUUGCAUUGCUUGCGAAGAGAUUAAUGCUGCUCAAUACAAGUCCUAGAGUUCAACAGAACAACACAGAAGAGAAAGCAAUAUAUAAGCGAAAAGUUUCCUACCCUGGUAAUCCUUUAGAGCAGAAUAUAUCAACAUUUGACCAACUGAUAGACAAUCAACAAGCUCUAACCUACUCAAUGACUCCAAAUGUUCUUCGGAACUCUAAAAUGAUCGGUGGCACUGUCAAUUCAACAAUUCAUAGUGAAUAUUCCACUGAUAGUAUAUUUCAGUCUCAAUUACCCAAUAGUUCCGUAGAUGAUAUCCUAACCCAUGGACAUUCACCAAAACCCAAAUUUACAGGUUGGCAAAAAUCUAGUACAAUCGAACGAAUAAAUAGUUCAAGUGCUCAAUAUCUUUUAGAUUCUCCACGACUUAACAAUAGCAAUAAUAAUACUACUACCAAUAAAUCAACUAACAUUACACAAAAAUUUAAGGAAAUAUCAACGAAUAAUAUGAAUAAUAAUAUUAGCAAAAAUGAAUUGAAUAAUUUACAUCAAGAUGGUGAUUUAUCAGUUCCUAAUGUUGAACGAAGGAGAUUGCCAACACCUAUUCGCGGCGAUUUAUCGGUAUGGAAUGUGAAAAAGUAUUUACAUAAAAAUCCUCAGUUUACAAAACUUGCUUCAGAAAAUGGUUAUAUUGAAUUAGCUAACGCCAGUUCUUCUCCAACCAAUGAUGAAGAUUAUACAAAUCGAUUGUUGUAUGGAAUAUCAAAAACUCAGCUACCUAGCCGACGAUAUUUUAAUACUAAUUCAUCGAAUAAUUCUAUGACAGGAUUUUUAACUCCUAUUAACUGUUCAUUUUUAUCGACAACAACACAACAAUCAUCACCCACGACAUUAACAACACAACCAUUAUUAUAUAAUGACAAACAUUUGACCGAAAAGUCACUAUUGCAUCACAGACCACCACCACCAACACAACAAAACCAACUAAAACCAGUACCUCCACUUCCACCAAAACCAAAUCAAAUCAAUAUGCAAACAUCUAUUGAAGCAACACAAGAACAUCUCAGCGCUGAAGAUGAAGAAGUCUACAAAUUUAUGUCACGUUCGCUUGAUGCUAAUGAAGAAAUGAAUUUAGAUUUUCAACCUUUAAAUCGAAAUCUGACCGAUUCCAAACAAAGACCUUUACCACCGCCAUAUUAUGUGAAUAUAAAUGACACAAAUAAUGAAAAAUUAUUAAAUCAAAGAAAAUUAUUUCCACAUAAAAUAUCAAGAACAAUGAAUAAUAAAACUAGUCAAUUAUUAAAACAAACUAUAACAUUGAAUCAUGAAUCGCAUAUACUAACUGGAUCAUUAACAUCUUUAAAUGAUACAACUAAAGAAGUGGAAGAAGAAAGAGAAGAGGAAAGUAACAAUCGAUUAUUGAAUCCAUCAACAAAAAAUAGAAAAUCAUUAAAUUCAAUUGAGAAAAUGAAAAAUCAACUAGAAGUAAAUCAAGCGCACAAAAUUAAACGAUAUAUCAAACAAAAGUCAGACUACUCAUUUAAUUUAAGAGAGUACUUACAAAAUCAUCAUCCAAUUAAUGAGUUAGCCAUAGAAACAUCUGAUGCAACUGUAUUGCCUGAACAACACGGAGGAAUAUGCCUUACAAGUUUACUUGGUAAUUGGCUUACAUCAAGAACUACUCGAGCACAAAAAACACCAACAGUUGAUGAAUCAUUGGAUUAUUUUCAGUGUAAGAUUAUUCUAACCAGUAGAAUAUGUGGUGGUUAUCUAUGGAUUAUGAAAAAGCCAAAUCGUCAACGAAACAAUAACAAUAAUAAUAUAUGGGAUUCAAUAAUGCGUCGAGUACAUGAUACAUCAUCUAAUCAACUAACUAAUACAGAUAAUGAAAAGCAUAAUAAACGAAUCAUAAUACGUAGUUCAAACAAUGCAAGAUGGUGUCGUAAAUGGUUGUCAUGUGAUAUGUUAGAACAAAAGAUAUUCAUAUGUGAAAGAAAAGGAUGUGGACGAAUUGAAUGUACGAUAAACUUUACAACAAUUAAAGAUAUACAUCAAAGUAGUACAGAUCAAUUAUUAGAUUGUCAAAAGUCUUGUUCCUUAUCGCCUAGAAUAUCUCAGAAAACUUCUUCAACAUUAGUAAAUACAAAUACUAGUAAUAAUAAUACUACUACCAAUAAUAAUAAUCGUCAGGUUAAAAGUUCUAUUCAACAAGAUAAACAUACUACUAUUUUGGAUACUGAUGAAGAACAAAAACAAAAUUCAUUGAUAAUAAAAAAAUCAACUAUAAAUAAUACUAUGACAAAAAAAACAAACUGUACAGAGAAAACAGAAACAUUAUUUUGUUUAGAGACAACACUACAUACAUAUUUUUUAAUGGCUCCAUCCUCUGAAUUGACCAGAUUAUGGAUUGAUGUUUUAAAACAAGUAGUACACAUCAAAUCACCUCCAUUGAGAAUUUGAAGAUACAUUCAUCAAAGACUAGGAUGAGUUGAAGAACCAUUGUAAGCCGAAAUCCUCAUUUAAAUUUGGAAUUUAUUACUACUAUGAACCCACAAUGCAGUGAGCAUAUGUUCAGAUGUACAAAUCUAGUUUAUGGUCAAAAUAGAGAGAUGAACAUCUAAUGCCUUAGAAACUUCAACUUUACAAUGUAUUUUAAAAAAAACCGAUACUGAAACAAUAAAUAUAUGGAUAGAAAUAAAAGCAAAAAACAUUUCUAAAGAUUAUCCUAAUUUUUAAAUUUUUUUAUUUUUUAAAACAAAUGAAACAAUCUUAUUAAGAAUAUUCGAUAAUCAUCAAUCGAUUAAAUGAUCAAUUUUGAAGUUUCUAAACACUACGGGACUAAAUAGUUGCUGUAUUAGAUCGAUUAACAAUCAAUGGAAUCUGAUCUUUUUUUCAGAUCUAUAAUCAGAGUAAAGAAUAAAACAAAUUUAAAAGUACCAAAUCUUUAGUCAAACAUUUCCUACUGAUCACACUAAUUGAAAUAAAUGGAUAAUACUGCACAUAAUAUUGUAAAUAAGUUAUUCAUUAGUGAAUUAGCUUUACUAUGCUAUCUAGCUAGAUCAUAUGUGCCGAGUGGAUAUUGAGCCAAGUAAACUGGUUAAGGAAUAAGUUAUAAAUGAUAUUAAAUGUCACGACCUAACCUAUAAGUAUUUUUAGCUAUGAGACUUGGAAUUAUUGUUAUACAUUAAUUAGGAGUCUAUCACCUCGAAGAUGUAAAUAAGAAUUAAAACCUUCGUUCCAAAGAAAUACUACAAAUAAUAUCUUUUCUAACUGGAAUAUUAUUACUGACUAAUAUCCAAGGUCAUAAUGCCCAUUAUCCUAUUUGUCACUGGUAAUCCACUUAUUACGAUGCUUUUUGCUGUCAAUAAAAUAAAUUCUAAACCAUAUCACUCAGCAUCUUCAAAUACUGGUUGCAGAUACAGUGCAAGCCAUAACCGGGUCGUCCGCAGCUACCUAAAUGACUCACUCAAAUUAUCGAUAAUCUCAUGCAUUAUUACAAAAUCGAGGUCUACCCGACCCUAGCAUCCUUCCAACCUUAUCUAUUCACCAAGAUUUCUAAUUCUGUGCUGAGACUACGCCAGACACCAACCCACUAUGACUUGAGAUUUCUAAGACUGAUUUAUUUAAACAAAUAAACAUUCGUACAAGGAGGCACCAAAUAUAUAUGCGCCACACUUCGUCAUCCGAUUUGUGUGAGAGCUGAAAUACUGUCCGAGAGGCCAAACUUCCAAAAUAGGUGAAUCGGUCGAUUUGCUCAACUACUUCACUUCCUAUGAUCAAUUCAGAUCAUUCUUGAAGCAAAACUCUGCAUUCGGAGGGGGAGAGCUGCCCAUCAAUUAUGUUUAGAAUGUUGCUCAAGGUAAUCAGACCACUUUGAAUUUUGUCAGUCUUCAACAAGCAGGACAAUCUGUGUAUUUUAAGUUAACACGUAAAUCUUUCGGUAGGACAUCAAUCUCCGAAAAGUCAAAGGCCAAAAUCAUUACCAUUAAAAGAACGUCAUUGAAAAAGUUUAACAAAAUUGGGGAAGUUGGUGACCCCGAAGAACAGCACUUUUUUACCCGUCCUGAUGACGUAUCCGCCAUACGCUCUAGAUUGCCCGGCAGUAGGGAACCUUCAUAAGGUUCAUGAACUUUUUUGAUACCCCUUUUGAUGGGAGAUGCUUCCAAACAAACAUUAAGUCAAAAAAUAUAAAUACAGUCAGGAUUAGGUAGAAAUGUGUGUCCUUCAGUACCAGAAGAACAGUGAAUAAUCGAUUAGCACAUCUACAUCUGAAACUAGACUAUUCUUCCCUAGUUUGCUAGUUACGAGCGAUAGUUGAGUGUUGAAUGAUUAUUGAGGCUAAUAGUCUAGACACUAUUAUUCAAAUUGAUGCCUAUGUGGUUAUAUGAAGCUCUCUACACUUUCUUAUAAACUGGAACGAUUAGCUACAAAGACCGGUCAGGUGAGAUCUUAUCUAGUAUCUUAUCAAUCUAACUGCUAAAACUGAACCACCAUCCUUAAAGAUCUCCAGGUUCAAUUUAUCAGGGCCUGCUGCCCUACCGAUCUUAAAUAAGCUAUAGCCUUUUUAAUUUCAUGAAGAGCCAGAAGACUUAUGUUGAUAUCCCACUUAUGUUGUGCUGUAACAGACAGUGACUAGAAAGUAGAUAUAGACUCGUUAGACUGUUCGUCAGUCUUUCGCCUAUCGCAUUAACUGUCUGAGCUGAGAUCGGAUCAUGGUCUCAACUUUUACAGACAUGAUCUCACUAACAAUCACCCGUUAUAAUUAACUUUGAGCAUUUUGGCUUUUUUAAGGAGAUUGGAAAGCUUUCUAUAACACCUUUUCCAUCCAAACUAGAGUCAGUAGAAGCAUAUGCAGCGACUACGACACAAGUAUUGUUUCUAAACCAUUGUCCUCCAAUGUUUAAUAUUUCUCAUUAUCGUUAAUAAUAAUAUUUCAACUCAUUUGCUAUUCAUCUCAUUAAUUUCAUCUAGUUGUCCCGAAAUGAUAUGUCAACUCGGGCUGACGCACACUUACGCCGAACUCUACCUCAAUGAUGACUGAAAAACCUUCCUAAUAACCACUAGGUUGAAAGUUUUCGUUCCGCUAAAAUUGUUUCGGUUGAGGUAGACGAAUAGUAUCAGUAGCUCCUAAACAACUAAAAUUUGUCACAAACCCGAGCACAUAAAUACGUGUAUUUGGUAAAUGAAUCACAUUAAUAAAAGGUGAGUAAUUGAAAAAAAAAACAGCAAGAAUGAUACUGUGGUAAGGGAAAAAACAACAAGUGAUUUCCUCAACUAUACUUUUUUCCUUGUUUAUUUAUUUUUGAUUUGACUACUACAGCAAUGAGAAUGGUUUCCAAUUCUACUUUCAUAAAUAAUAGUUAACAUUAUCAUCAUCACCAUCAUCAUUAUAAUUAGUUCAGAAGAGGAAUGAGAAGUAGGAUAAUCGUCGAAUAAGAAAAAGUUGAACUCAAUCUCAAAGGAUACUCAAACAAUACUGUAUAAACUUACGAUAUAUUUUAUAACUUUAUUAUUACUAAACUAGACAAAACUACCUUCACACUACAAUGAAUUAAUCAUAUUUAUUUGUAAAAAGUAAAACACUAUUCGUAUACUCCAUAAUAUUGUUAUUAGUUUAUAUUAAGUUUAUUUUAUAAAUUACGUUUAUGAUAGAAAAAGUCUUUUCUUUGCAUACAAUACCAAAUUGAUUCUUUCGUUGUUGUUGCGUA
Messenger RNA from Schistosoma curassoni, 7443 nucleotides. Lineage: Eukaryota; Metazoa; Platyhelminthes; Trematoda; Strigeidida; Schistosomatidae. The record is from the annotation of a GenBank genome assembly.